AUGACGGUCGCCACCAUGCGCGAGUACAGCACGGCAAUGCGUCUGCAGCAGUACCACACAAGGACAAAUGCAGAAUUUGGCGUCCCAGAAUGUCUUUUGAUGGAGUUAAGAAGAGGGAUUCCCAUCAUUUGCCAGGCAGGUGUAUCCAUUGCGUCUUUGUCCCCUAAGGCGGCCAGCAUUGUGUGUCGUGAAAUGAAUAAUAUGAUGAGCGCCACUUCGCCGGAGCACCGGGUGCAGUGUAUCUCGCAGAUAACAGGUGCCUUACGUGAGGGCGCUUUUAUGUCCCAGAGGAAUACCACCGAGUGCAGGGCGUUUCUGCAGAAGCUAGCGAUACACUUUGUCUUUCCGCUCAUGUUGCGUUGUGAGGUGCGAUACCUGCACCGUGCGCUUGCAACCUUGAUUCGGACUGUCUACGUGAUGAACGAGGAACUUGAGACGUGUUUCUGUGAGGCAUUCACCGCCUCGCACAUCCGCUGUUGGGAACCAGAGACGCCAGGGCGACGACCCACCAUUUUGGGCGACGAUGCAGCAUCCACGUUGGAAAAUGCAACUGCUCUACUACGGUUUAAGGAUUCAAUUAUGAGUUGGGUAAACUGUCUUGAUAGCACCGCCGUGGUGGCCAUGCCUCUUUUUCCGCGCAUAUUUGCCAGCACCUUUCUUGAGAUUCUUCCACUUCUUGGGGAGACUUUACAGUGGAUGGUGGCAAAUGCCUCUGCGGGGUGUCGUGAGGUUGACUUGGGGAACGUCAGCGGUGGGACAUUGCUGGGUGAGGACUUGGCGUAUGUGCGGUAUGGGAUUCGCGUUGUCGCAACGUACACCCAUAAAUUCCUGCAUUUGCUUGCGGAUGUAUGGAAUAAGGGGGAUGCACACACCAAUCACGAUUUGGAAGAAGACGUGGAAAAGCUUUUUUCACCGGCAUUAACAAUGCUCUCUUCCUCAGCAUUUCCAAAAGAUGUUCUAAAUGGCGCCGGGUUGCUUGUGUCGUCUCUCUUGACCCUACGGACAUGUGACCCAUGGCUGCUUCUUGAGGUGUGUCGUCUGUGUGGGACAUUUGAUGCACCCGUAGACGUGGCGGUGAAGCUACAGACGAAGCGGGUUGCAUUUUUCUCCGCGUCAGUGCCGCACAAUGACGUGCGAGAGUGGGUAAAACUUGUCUGCGCUCAUGAUCCGCAUCAAUGGCUCAGUGAACAUCCCCAAACACAAGGAUCAUUACGGAAUGUUCUUGGUGCCUUCACUAGCAAUGGUCGAUUUGCGUUGCUGCGGGGUCUGCUGGCGCAUUUAUCCACACCACUUCACGGUGACGUGAACUCUCUUGGCGUUUUACUGAAGCCAAUCACUCCCCUUGCAGACGUGGGAUUUUCAACGGAGACUGUGGUAGUGGUGCACGAUAUCAUUAUGCCGGCUGCUGAGACGUAUUGCUCGGCUCUUCAGGCGCCGGACACACGGUUCAUGGCCAUUCAAACCAUUGACAGCGUUGUGCGACACAUUUCCUCUGUUUUGGCUUGCAUUGCUGAGGUGUUAGACCCUGCGCUGAGUAGAAAUAAAAGCAUAAGAGGUAAUAUGACAAAAAGAAACGUGCAAUGCUCAAACGAAGGAAAUACAUUGAGCGAGUCUCAAAAGCAGGAACUCUUUGGUUUGUGUGCACGCAACCCAAAACUCACCCGCACCUUAAACCAUGCAACGGAGGUUAUUAUGGGGAUGUGGGACGACAACACUCUUCAGGUGACAGGUCCACUGUACGACGCGUACAGUGAGAUCCUCAGUGUACAUGCCGCGCUCAGGCGCUGUGCGGUUUUAUGCACCUCUACCUGUACAACCCAUGUUAUGGAUGAGGAGCUGUUCGACACCACCGAUGCAUUACAACGUGUUCUAUGCAUACCCAACGAGAGGCGUGGGAAGUAUCACGCAUUGCUAGGUAUACUCAGUAUUCUUCCCGUGCCGCAGUUUCUAUCUGUACUGAGGAAACAUUUUUCACAGGACACGACCCCCAUUUUUGAGGUUGAAGGUCUUAGCUGUUUCACCAGAAUGCUUCUUUCUGGUGCCUGUAAUUACAAGAUUGGAAACAUUGCGGGUGAUGUCUUUGCAAAGGUAGCAAUUCGUAUUCGACAGUUGGACCACACCGACGACAGUAAAGAGGUUCUCUUUGUGCAAGGCAUCAUUGAUCCCGUGGUGAAGUCGCUCUUGCUUCCUGGUUACGCAGCACCUCUUCACUUAACUGAGGCUUUUUGUGUUUCGAGCAUUGUGACGCAUAUGAUCAUGCCGUGUCUCAAGUCCGAGGAUGUGUUUCUUCCCAUCUUGCUUUCGCAGCUGACACGGGCACAGGAGGCUAGCAGUAACUUCUCUCGGGUUAAUCAAAGUAUUGUGGAAAUUAUUCAUCGCGCCCGUACUGUAGGUAAGGAUGUCGCUGCCUAUCUUCACCCUAAGAGCCAAACAUUUCAGGCCAUUUUGGCGACGCUGCAGGUGCAUGAAACUGAGCUUCGUUACACAGCGCUGCGUCUCUGUGUGUUGAGUACGAAGAAGGCUGAGACAGUGGAAGGCUGGCAGUGUCGUAUGAUGGAGUGGUAUAUUAGUACCAACAUGUACUGUGGUGGGGACACCGUGGCGAUGCGCGGUCUUUUGGAGGUUUUUAAAAAGUGGAUGCGACGGCUUGUGGAUAGCUACAAAAACCAAAAUAACAAGCUAAGGAAGGGCAUAGAGGGAAGUGAGAGGGCUGCGCAGUAUAAGCUGUUGGUAGUAGAUCACUGUGUGCGGAUGGUUGGCUGUCUGGGUCCACAGAUUGGUGAGAAUGCAAGCUGGUGCUGUAACCUUUCUCUCGAGCGACGUGUAGCGGCCAUGACCACAUAUUCGUGUCUUCUUCGAAGCACACUUGAGUUUCUUUCACUGCAAGAAGUGGAACAGCUUAAAGAGCAAUUGUUUCCCACCGUGCUUAUCGAGGGCCUGUUGGAGUGUCUGUCAGAGGGCUGGGAAAAGGCACGCUUGUCUGCCUUUAAUCUUCUUCUGCUGUACUGCGAUCACGCUCAUGACGCAAUUUUUUCACCGCGUUAUCUUGGCGAUCCUAUGGCGGCAGCUGACGCCAAGGCAGAACUGCUGCGAGCGCGAACGUUUCGAAAGGCAGAGGGUGAAGUGCUUCGUUACAUUUUAGCAACUUGUUUCACGCCAGCAGCGAAGCAAGCAGCGUACGAGAAUCCGUUGCAGGAGUGUGAAAAACGGGUGAGGGAAGUAGAGUUUGGGAUGAGGCUGCUCAAGGAAAAAAUUUCAAAACUGCGUGAAUUGGGAAUAAAAGGUGCCUGUGAAUUUCUUCAGCUUCAUCCCCUACACGGCUCACUCUCGCUUUGUGCGGCUUUACUUUCAAAUGCAUGGGAGGUAAAACGUGAUGCUCCCCAAUUUUACGAGGCAUGUAACAUGUUAUUGCGUUGUUGCAGCGCCGUUCUACAGACAUGCUCCUUUCUUGUUGGUGACGAGCCUGUAAACUCCACUGAUAACAGUGAGGUGGAGGUGGAUUGUCGUGGGCAUGUCUUUGACAAGGAUGGUUCCUGCACAGAGGGCAAGAUGCGUACCGUGGUUAACAACACCUGGCUCAGUAUUCGUACGAGCGCCUCAGCUGUGGAGCGUGUUAUAAAUCUUGUGAGAGUGGAGGAUCUUUCGCUUUCGGCACUUCGUGAGAUAUGCUACGUCCUCAUUGAAUCGCUGCUUCGCACGAAACACAACGGUGUGAUGCGUAAGUUACGGCAAGCGCUUAAAACCGUGGCUUCGGUCCUGCUUCGCUCACGUGAGGUGUCGUAUCACUCACUUCCUGUGGAAAUGCUUGACUUUUUUUUGGGACCAGACGGUGUCACGUCAACAAAUGUUGCGCGGAUGCUUCGGCGGAGUCAGGGUCUACCACACGCCAUAUUGGCAGUUUUGGAAGCUGAAGACCCCACGGUUCCUGCCAUUCUUUUUCCAAAGGCCAUGAAACUGCUGCUGCAGGUGGCGACCGGAGUGCACGUUGGCGGCGAUGAUCCCCAGCAGUGUUUGACUGAAGAGGAGUGUCGUAGUCAGCGUUCAAAUGCGUUAAAUGUUCUUACGUUUAUUUUUGAAAAUAAGAUAUUCGCCUCACGUUCAGUGGCAAAUUUGGAAGAUGCGUUUUGGAUUGCUGCUGCAGGCUUCGAUGACUCCAGCUGGGGAAUACGGAACAGCUCCCUGAUGCUCUUCUCGGCUGUACUCCCUCGCUUUGUGGGGGAGCAUCCCUCCACAGGUGGAGUGGGUGUUAACACGUCACUGCACGACAUCGCUGUUCGAGCACCCCGAGCCUUGUCCCUCGCAUACGAUGAGUUGGUGAAGAGUUGUACGAGGCCUCUGCCCAGCCUCGGUGUGUUUCCGCUGUUGCAAAUGCUCUCUAUGCUCACCCCCGACCCCCCACAUCUUUUAACGAAUGCAACCAUACUUCAAGCACCUGCUGACACGGCGACGGAUUCUGCUUGUAUUACCCGGGCCAUUGUGCGCUGUGGCUCAUCUAAACAUCUUAUGAUUCGUGCCGCAAGUGCUGUUGCGCUAACUUCACUCGUGCCUCCCGUCCACUUGGAGGGGUUUGUUGCGGAGCUGCUGUCGACGAUAUCGCAAUCAAAAACUCACCUUAACGCAGUACAUGGCGCAUUACUUCAUUUGCAACAGUUUCAUACGUUUUACGUGGGGACGUUACGCCGCAAUGUGAGGACGAAGGCGGUGAAUGGCAACGCAACGGCCACUGUAGCUUUACUUGUCAAUCGAUUGUUAUUAGAGGGCCUUGGUGCAGCUUCUGUGACGGCCUUUACCUCAACGCUCUACCAAGCAUGUGUACACUGCCCCACAGUUGCUGUGACCUUCUUGAGUUUGGCAUCUGAUGUUAUUUACUACACUCAGAGUUUUGGGCUGUGCGAGAAGAAUCCCACUGCCGUCACUAGUUUGAUGCGCUUUGGAGUGGCGGUAGUGUACAAAACAGUCUGUGCGCCCACACGAUCGUUUGAGUUGGCGCGACACGAUCACGCUGCGGUGAAGGAGUACGGUACACUUUUUACUCUCCUAGUGGUUGGACUUCUCUCACUGUCAAGCGAGGAGGAGGAGGAAGAAGGGAAGGGAAAGGAGGCUACAGAUAAACGAAGCAACGCAAUUUCUUUAAAAGAAAGCGAUGCAGUGUGGGAUGCCCUGGCUCAGGUCUUUGCGAGCAAAAAUGAGGAGUGCCUCAUAUCCUACGUUAUGGACCACGUAAGCCACUACACGGCGGAGCAACGGUGGUCACGUGAGGAGUCUAAAAAAACUAUGAGGAAGUUUGCAUUGCGCCUUCACUUGGAUGUUGUACAUGUGGCGUUGCAGAUGUUGUUGAGCGAACUUUCAGAGGGCGCUUCGUUGCAGAGAUUGUCGUGCACGAGGGUUCAGCACAUGAAAGCGCAUCUGGAGUAUCUUGUACUGCUGGGCAACGAUGAGGAGCUACGGUCUGGGCCAUGUGAGGCGUUGUGCAAUGCGGUGGAGGAACGUUUGCUUUGCCGCAUGGAUCCCCAAUCAAAGCUACCGCUGCAAAACACGGAGGUGCAAAGUUGGGCCAUUCGUUUUCUUGGUCGUUGCUGUGUACGUCACGGUGCCUCCAGUGCGACCUUCUUGAGCGUCCUUGAAUACUACUCCCGUCCCUUCUUUAAUGUCCAGAACCGUGCCGCAGCCGUGUCUGCUCUGAACGAUGGACUAUUGUAUCUAGACGACGGCGCUUCUGCCACUGCCCUGAAGCAUCGGUCUGCAUUCUUCUUGAUUCUUCUUCGUCUUCUCCUUGACGACGCAUAUGACGUUCGUGUCGACGCUUGUCGCGUGGUUUCUCAACUCACCUCACCGGGGCACCUUUUACUGGAUCACAUGACCUGUGUACUCUCUCUGUUGUUCCAUAUCCGGCAAAACGGCGGACACCGAGUUCUUGGUGCCGAGUUGCUGCAGCACUACCUGCUGAGCGAGGAUACCUCACACAUUAACGCUCUCGAUCACGGCGACGACGAGAAUAAUAAAAAUGCAGAUAACGAUACGGGUGACUCAGAGUCGGAAGAGGGUGAUGUUCUCUUUGAAAAGGAGGCGGAGAACAUGUUUGCGGAGAGCUCACUCUUGGCCUACCUUGUGGGGGCCAUCAUACAGGAGAAGAGGAACAACGUCCCCACCUUCGGGGUGUUCGAUGAGAUGCUUCGUGUGGCUGAACAGCGAGGCAGUGCGGCAUCUGUGUAUGCCACACUGAUCGCCGAUGGACCGUAA
Messenger RNA from Trypanosoma rangeli, 6240 nucleotides. RefSeq lists its product as uncharacterized. The record is from RefSeq and is a predicted model, not a curated record. Gene Ontology annotation, cellular component: cytosol. The transcript has a single exon. Bases 1 to 6240 code for a protein of 2079 amino acids. Lineage: Eukaryota; Euglenozoa; Kinetoplastea; Trypanosomatida; Trypanosomatidae. Gene Ontology annotation, biological process: tRNA methylation.